This is a messenger RNA of Olea europaea var. sylvestris, 1569 nucleotides long. Its product is annotated as F-box/kelch-repeat protein At5g26960. Gene Ontology annotation, molecular function: protein binding. Bases 55 to 1284 code for a protein of 409 amino acids. The record is from RefSeq and is a predicted model, not a curated record. Lineage: Eukaryota; Viridiplantae; Streptophyta; Magnoliopsida; Lamiales; Oleaceae. The transcript has a single exon.
GAUAAUGGCUCAAGGCCCCCUCACUAAUCUUCAAAAAUCCAUAUCAAUUCCCCCAUGUCAUCAGACACCAACACCUGCAACUCUCGACACUUCUCAUGGCUCAUGAAAUCUUGUUUCCCCAACCAACAAAACCACCACCAACCCUCCCCCAUCUCCGCCGCCGCCGCCGUCGCCACUAUAUCUGCUCUCCCAGAUGACCUUAUCUUAGAAUGUCUCUCUAGAGUUGAUCAAUCUUCCCUCCUUUCCCUCCCUUUCGUUUGUCGCCGUUGGGCUCACCUCAUCAAUUCCCCCUCCUUCCACCACUUGCGCCACCACCGCAAUCUGUUAUUCAAUACUAUCUUCUCCAUUUACAUUUCCCGGUCAGCCCUUUUCGCCGCCAGCCUCCGCAUGAGCCACCAGUUUGAAUUACCCACUUGGAAAGUAUCCACCUUUAUCCCUUCCAGUUCUUCUUUACAUUUGGAAAGUGGAUCAGUUUUCUCUUUGUUUUCACAUUACAGAUUGGUCUCAAUUGGCCGGAAAAUAUACAUAAUUGGCCGGACGGCGAUGCUUCGGUGUGACACGUGGACUGGCACUUUGGUCCCCAAGGCAGGGAUGGGUUUUCCGAGGAAGAAGUUUGCUGCUGCGGAGGUGGCAGGGAAAAUCUACGUUGCUUGUGGCUCAGCCCGGUCGGAAGCGGUGGAGGAAUACGACCCGGAUGAGAAUGAGUGGCGCGUGGUGUCCCAUGCACCGAGGAGGAGAUACGGGUGCAUUGGAGCCGCCAUUGAUGGUGUGUUUUAUGUAAUUGGAGGGUUAAAGAUUGGCGUGGCGGGGAACGAGGCGGCCCAUGUGUACGCCAGCUCAAUGGAUUUAUACGACGUGGAGGCGCGUGGAUGGCUAAGGAGCAGAGCAGUUCCCGGUGGUGGCUGUGUGGUGGCGGCCUGCGCAGCAAAUGGGCAUUUAUACAUUCUAUCAAGCCAUGCAGUGGAGCUUUCGUUCUGGAAAUUCAACGGGUCCAGAAAAUCCGGCGAGUUUGGGGAGUGGCGGAGGAUUAAGCCUCCUCCGCUGCCAGCGCAGGUGAGGCUGGAUAGCACGGUGGGGUUCAGCUGCGUCGGGGUGGAGAACACGUUGGUGCUUAUACAAGUAGUGGGUUGCAUAGAUGACUUAUUAAGGAGGAGUGGGCGGAGCGAGAGGGGAUUAAAGGAAGGACUGGUAUUGGUAUAUGACUGCGCCACCGGAGAGUGGAGUAGAGCGGCGGACUCGCCGGCGGUGCUUCGACGCGCCGCCUGUGUUUGUGUGGAGUGUUAGCGUGUACUCUAAGGAGACUGGGCUGUCACGGGGUGGUCUAGCGCAUCGGACGAAACUUUUGACUUUUUGGGUAAAUUCGAGAAAAAGGAGCGUUUUCAUUGGUUGAGGGGUUGGAGGCUAUUGGUGGUAAUUAUGGUUAAUAUGGAGGGGGAUUGUGUUUGAAUAUUUUCAUGAUUAAAUGUGGGCCAUGCUUAAAAUUUGUAUGGUAUGGGUCAUUCAACUACAUGUGAUGGAUGUAGAAAGAAUUUUAUUGAUAAUUUUGGCAUCCUAGGUGGUUGUUAUUCU